Messenger RNA from Notolabrus celidotus (New Zealand spotty), 3040 nucleotides. RefSeq names its product tachykinin receptor 2 (gene tacr2). The coding region runs from base 39 to 1319 and encodes 426 amino acids. Gene Ontology annotation, biological process: G protein-coupled receptor signaling pathway; positive regulation of flagellated sperm motility. The transcript has 7 exons. NCBI's taxonomy places the organism in Eukaryota, Metazoa, Chordata, Actinopteri, Labriformes, Labridae. The record is from RefSeq and is a predicted model, not a curated record. Gene Ontology annotation, molecular function: substance K receptor activity. Gene Ontology annotation, cellular component: plasma membrane; sperm midpiece.
CACAAAGUUUCUUUCAUCAGGUGAGCAAGAAGAAGACGAUGGACGCAGAGAGUCUAGUUCAACACGUUGAACGAGACAUGGAGGCCACUUUAUGGCCCCUAUCAGAGACCACCGACUGGCCUGAAGACGGGAACGAGACGUUUGGGAAUCAGUUCCAACAGCCGGACUGGCAGGUGGCCCUCUGGGCUAUAGCAUACUCCCUCAUUAUCCUGGUUUCUAUCACUGGGAAUGUCACAGUGAUCUGGAUCAUCCUGGCUCACAGACGCAUGAGGACCGUAACCAACUACUUCAUCGUCAACCUGGCCUUCUCAGACGUCUCCAUGGCAACCUUCAACACUCUUUUUAACUUUGUGUAUGCACUUCACAACGACUGGUACUUUGGUCUGGGAUACUGCAGAUUUCAGAACUUCUUCCCCAUCACAGCCAUGUUUUCAUCCAUAUACUCCAUGGCUGCCAUCGCAGUGGACAGGUACAUGGCAAUCAUCCAUCCUCUGAAGCCCCGCCUGUCCUCCACCUCUACUAAGGUUAUGAUUGCUGUGAUCUGGACUGUAGCGAUCCUGCUGGCUUUCCCUCAAUGCUACUACAGCGUGACCAAAUUUUACUACCCCAGAACCGUGUGCAUGGUGGACUGGCCUGAUGAUUAUGGAGGAACACAUCAACUGAGUUACCAGUAUGCAGUGAUUUUGCUGAUCUACUUGCUCCCUCUGCUGGUGAUGUUAGUGACUUACAGUUUAGUUGGCCGCUUGCUGUGGGGUGGACACAUCCCUGGAGAGGCGACAGACCACUAUCACAGCCAGUUAACAGCGAAGAGAAAGGUUGUGAAGAUGAUGGUGGUCGUCGUUGUGACCUUUGCCCUCUGCUGGAUGCCAUAUCACAUCUACUUCAUACUGGGGUCAUUUAACAGGGACAUUUAUAAUCAGCGCUACAUUCAACAGGUGUAUCUGACCAUAUUCUGGUUAGCAAUGAGCUCAACCAUGUAUAAUCCCAUCAUUUACUGCUGUCUAAACCAAAGGUUUCGUGCUGGUUUCCGUCACGCAUUUUCCUGGUGUCCCUUCAUCCAAGUGUCAGAGGAGGACAAGAUGGAGCUGCAGUACACACACACCUUCAGAGUGACCAUGACACGCAGCCAUCGCAACGACAAUACAUACACACACGCCUCCAUCAAAACAAACAACCCCUUUGACACGAAUACUGAGCACAACGCGGAAAGAGAUGUUUGCAUACAGCUUAAAAAGCAGACGUCAAACAACACACACGCUGUGAGGAGGCCGGACCACACAAGAUCUCCAGUCAACAAACUUAUGGAUUACAACCACUGACUGCUGAUGGGAGGGAAACAGGGUAUAUAUGAAGCUGAAACAGGGCUCUUAAUUAAAGGACUGAAGCUGAUAGAGAGAGAGGAAUGCUGCUAACUGUAAAACAAAUCUGAACAAACUGGUGAGCUGAAAACACGAGAGAAGAUUCAAUGGACCUGACUUAUUAGAAAUUAUUGAAAGGAUUAACUUUUAAACUUUUUAAGGAGACACGAAUGAUUGUGACUUUGGAUCUCAUGGAUGUUUGCUGUCAGUGCCAAAAUAUAGAAAUGAGUAAGUAUAGUUAUUAACAGAAGAAACCACCCCGUCAUACUGCACAAGGGAGGCUUAUUUUAACAGUGUUCAUGGUUAGAACAUUCUUCUUCUUCCUCCUCUCUCUCGUUUCUACAUACCUCCCUCCACCGCUGUCACUUGUUUCCUUCUGCUGUUUUGGAGAAAAACUGUGAAUCUUGGAUAGUGGAUUUACUUGGCAGGUUUUGUCUGUGUUUACUGGUUUUCAAGUCCACAGAACAGAUGAGCAGUCCACUGGCAUCAGCACCGAGCCUUAAUGUUGUUGUUUAUGUCUGUUUACCUAUUUUUACUGCCUUAGAUAUGAGACUUCAGAGGAAACAAAGAUGUUUUUCAUGUUUAGCACAUAUUAAGUUUCUUCACCAAUCACUCUUUAUGAGAUGCUAUAACUGUAAAAUUAAUGUUUAUCAGAGUUUCUCAUACAAAACAUCAGCAUGUACUGAACUGCAGAGAUGUUGCAUCAGUGUUUUUUCAUUAUAAGGUCAACUCCAUAAAAAACACAUGAAUAUCACACUUGAUCAUUUGUGUUGGACAUAUAAGAACAUGUUUUUAAAGAACGUGAUUAAAUUUGUUCAUGUCCUAAAUGUGAAAAAAAGGUUGAUUAUGUUUCUUACAACAAAGGAAGCUAGCAUAACUCCUGUGCUACGUUUGAAGACCAAACAUGUUGGAAACAUUACUCUAAACUGAAUCAAAUCGGCACAUUUGAUCCAGAGAUACUUGUCAUUAAUGCUCUUGCAUCACUUGUAAAAUACUCAUGACUGCAACAGCACCGCCAGUAAGUGGACUUCAUAAAGUGAGGUUACAAACAUUCAUUCAUGUGUUUAUCCUGUGUGAGUGUUAUUGCUGGGCAUCAACAGUUGCAGUAACAGUGAAUGCCACCUCUUGUUUCUAAUAUGAAUACUGCUUUAGCUUUGAUAUCAACUGUUUUACAUUUGAUUUCACAGAAUUAUCUGGAUGUAUCUGCAGCUGUACAGGACUACUUCUUGAACAUUUGGUCACAUGGCGUUCAUUUAUUUAGUAUGUUGUGUCGGUGUAGAGUCCUGAUUAAAAAACAAAGUGCUGCUGAUAAGAAUCUGAUGUAACAUGUGAAACUGUUUGACUAUAUUCAAUGUAAAUACUUGAUUUGUGCGAUUGUAGCAGGUUACUGCAAACUUGACUUUGAUAUUUGGAAUACAGUGACGUGAAACAUGUUUAAUAUUUAUUGUUUACACACAAAAGAUUUGUUUGUGACCUAAAUUAAGUCAAUAUGUUCAAUAAAUGUAAAGUGCGUGUGUGUGUGUGCGUGCGUGGUACUAUAAUAGUUAUGUGCUGAAAGGCAGAGUUAGUGUUUUAAAUGUAUUCAAGGCUGCCUGAUCCUAAUAACGUGAGCAUUGAAAAUUAACCUCUGAAUACACCCAACAUCACAGAACAGUCACCAAGUAAAAUAAGUUCAAAACAUU